Lacerta agilis (Sand lizard) is the source of this 2205-nucleotide messenger RNA. RefSeq names its product dual specificity protein phosphatase 10-like. The record is from RefSeq and is a predicted model, not a curated record. The coding region runs from base 344 to 2149 and encodes 601 amino acids. NCBI's taxonomy places the organism in Eukaryota, Metazoa, Chordata, Lepidosauria, Squamata, Lacertidae. Gene Ontology annotation, molecular function: protein tyrosine/threonine phosphatase activity; MAP kinase tyrosine/serine/threonine phosphatase activity. Gene Ontology annotation, biological process: protein dephosphorylation; negative regulation of JUN kinase activity. Gene Ontology annotation, cellular component: cytoplasm; cytosol. The transcript is spliced from 4 exons.
GCUUCCCUCUCCUGCUCCCAUCAAAAGCGUCCCCAGCACCAGAGCCAAGAAGGGGGGAAAACAUAACAACAGGAAGAAAAGCAAGACAAAGCGGGCUGAGGGGGAAAGAGGGCUGGAUGCGGGUGACCAGCAGCAAGACAGACCUAGGAUAACCCGGGCGGUGCAAAGGUGUCGGAAGUCAAGGACCAAAAAAUCCAGAUUCCUGCUGGGUUUCAAGCGUCGCCUUCUCUCCCCUGUCCCAGCCUCACCAAAAAGGCAUCUCCGCCCUCCCCCUCUUUUCACGACCUCCAAAAACAUCCUCAUGGGUUUCAGGCUUAGACUGUAAUGCAGUUCACCUUUCCCAAUGCCUCCCUCGCCUCUGGAAGAACGGAUCGGCGUGCUGCAGCGACCCAAAACCUUGGCAUUGCGCCUCAACCACAGCUUUGCCAACGGGGGCACCCCAGGCGGUGGCGAGAAGCAGCCCCCGGCGGCCUCCAGAGCGCCUGGCCAGGCCGCCCCGGCUCCCUCGAAGGCACCCUGCGACGAGGCCGUGCGCCGGGGGGCGCCGGGCGUCCUGCAGCCCAACCACUCUCACACCAUCGACAUCAAGCUGACGGUCGGAGGCGUGCAGAGCCUGUCACCCGAGAGGAACGUCUCCCUGCAGCUGGACCUCAAGCAGGCCGAGACUAAGCCGAAAGGCCUCUCUGGGCCCCAGCUGAAAGUCUUCUUGCCCCAGGCGAAGCUCAAGAAGCGCUGCUUCAAGGAGAACUCCAAACCGGCGGUGCUGGACACAUCCACCAGCUCCUCCUGCCUCUCCAGCCCCGCCAUGCACCCCCUCAAAUGCGGUUGCCGUGGCUGUUGGCGCCUGAUGCGCUGCGAGGACGCCGGCCCCAAGGGUGGCUUGCUCUCCCUGGGCUGCUUCUCCUGCCGCUCCAGCCUGCGCUCCCUCAGCUGCUCCAGCUGCAGCCCGCCGUCCGUCAAGAAGCUGGGGUGCUUGCCGUGUGCCCCCUCCUCGGCCCUGCGCUCGCUGGCCUGCCUGGCUUGCAACCCCUCGGUCAAGUCCGGCAGCUCCUCCUGCAGCUUCUGCAGCAGCGACCCCAUCGUGGCCUAUGACCCCCGGGCGGGCUCGUCCCCGGCCCCCAGCUGCGGGGACGACGACGACUACAGCGUCCGCACCAUUUGGCCCGACGAGCUGGCCAAGAAAAUGACACGGUCCCGGGCGCAACAGCAGCAGCAGCAGCAGCAGCAGCAGCAGCAGCAGCAGCACAUCUCCCCCCUCAUCCUGGACUGCCGCAACCUGAUGGAAUACACCAAGAGCCAGCUUCAGGGCGCCAUGCGUUUCGGGGCGGCCGACGCAGCGGGGCGUAGGCGGCUCCAGCAGGGGAAGAUGGCCAUGCUGGAUUUCAUCUCCUCGCGGGGAGGCUGCGACACAAGGGACUCCUCGCUGCAGCGCCUCUGGGCGAAGGAGCCUGGCGGCCGCGCCAGUCCAGAGCCUCUCCCCGCCAGCCCCCCCAAGCCCCGCAAAACGCAGCCCUCCCAGAAUCUCCACCUGGUGCUGGAUCUGCUCAACAAAGACGGCGGGCAGGAAGGGGUCGGCCGGAGAGGCAGUCUGAUUGGGCCAGAUGUUGCGGAUGGCCCAGAUGACUUGGGCCCCCCACUCACGCCUGACCUGGAGAACGCCGAGCUGAGCCCCAUUCUGCCCUUCCUGUUCCUGGGCAACGAACGAGACGCGCAGGACCUUGAACGGAUGCUGAGCCUCAACGUGGGGCACGUUCUCAACGUCACCACCCACCUGCCCCUGUACCACGCUGACAGUGGGCGCCUUCGCUACAAGCGACUCCCUGCCACCGACAACAACCGCCAGGACCUGCGCCAAUACUUUGAGGAAGCUUUUGAGUUCAUUGAGGAGGCACACCAGAGCGGCAAAGGAGUCCUCAUCCACUGCCAGGCCGGUGUCUCCCGCUCGGCCACCAUCGUCAUCGCCUACCUGAUGAAGCACACGCUCAUGACCAUGGGCGACGCCUACAAGUACGUGAAAGGACGGAGGCCCAUCAUCUCCCCCAACCUCAACUUCAUGGGGCAACUGCUGGAGUUCGAAGUGGACCUCAAUGCCGGCGUCACACCCCGGAUCCUCACCCCCAAGCUGGCCGGAGUGGAGACCGAGGUGUGAACAAGAUGGGGAAGCAGGAUGAGCUCCAUCAAUCUCAGGGCUGGGAAGAAGAGGAA